GUUAAUCAGUUAGCUGGAGUAUUUCAAUAGGAGAAGUACCUUACUAUAAGUAGCAGUGGAUCGGAGCAGCACUAUGGGUUGGCAAUGUCUCCGCCGCUUUCUUCCGCCUUGUCCUAGCGAUUCCUUUUACGAACAACUUAACCACCGCAACACAGCCGCCGCCGCCGCACCGUCAUGUCGGUGAGCAACAACAUCACGUCGAUCCUCAAUUUUCUGGCCUUCAUGUGCUCAAUCCCGAUCACCGCCGCCGGGAUCUGGCUGGCGCUGAAGCCCGGAAACGAGUGCAUCCACUGGCUCCGGUGGCCGAUCCUCGCAAUCGGCGCCGCCAUCCUGCUCGUCUCGCUAGCCGGAUUCUGCGGCGCACACCGGAAGAAAGGAGGGGCUUCUCGGCGUCUACCUUGUCUGUAUGGCCCUGCUCAUCGUCCUUGUUCUGUUUGUUCUGGUUUUCGCGUUUGUCGUCACGCGCCCUAGCGGCGCGUACGGUGUUGGGCCUGGGUACCCGGAAUACCGGCUGGACGGGUACUCUUCCUGGCUGAGAAAUCAUUUCACCGGUGCGGAUAAUUGGGGGAAAAUUAGGGCGUGUUUGGCUGCUGGGAAAAUUUGCCCCAAACUUAGUGAUCAGCAUUUCACAGCCGAUCAGUUCUUUGCUGCUCACCUCUCUCCUCUUCAGUCAGGUUGUUGCAAGCCCCCAAGCACGUGUGGGUACCAAUACGUGACCGCAACGGCGUGGAUCAAUCCGACCAAUGCCGCAUCCGACCCGGACUGCUCGGCCUGGAACAACGACCCGACCCAACUAUGUUACAACUGCGAUUCUUGCAAGGCCGGGCUUCUGGGAAACCUCAGACAAGAAUGGAGGAAAGCCAACAUGAUCUUGAUUGUUGUCGUCGUCGUCGUCGUGGUUCUGAUAUUUGUUUAUGUCAUUGCUUGUAGUGCCUACAAAAAUGCCCAAACCGAAGAGGUAUUUCGCCGUUACAAAUGGGGCUGGACUUUAUUUGGUUCACAUUGCAAAUAAAACAUAUAAUGAUGAUCAUAUUAUGUAUGUACUCUUUUGGUGUAACAUAUCUUCCCUUUCAUGCCCUAUUUCUCUAAAGAGAUCAUAUGUAUACACAUUGUAUAUAAGUCUCUAUUUGGGAAUAGCAUUUUUAACUAGAUUUUUCUAUGUAAAUUAAUCUUCAAAAUGUUACUUUUAGGUAGCCUUUUCAUAACAUUCAAAACUAAUUAGAUGGUAAUGUUGAUGCCAAACAUGUACAUUAGGUAUUUGUGUUAUUAAAGUAUGGGUCGUGGA
This is a messenger RNA of Cuscuta campestris, 1285 nucleotides long. The record is from the annotation of a GenBank genome assembly. Lineage: Eukaryota; Viridiplantae; Streptophyta; Magnoliopsida; Solanales; Convolvulaceae.